AUGCGGUUUGUCACCAUUCCUAUGAGGAGUAGUAUUCAGGUCGCCAGAAGGACCUUUCACAGCUCCGUCCUACGUGCCAAUACCGAGGUGGUGAUUAAGGUGGAGCCCAUUGCCCGGCCCAACGAGCCAGUGGAAAACAAGAGACGCAGGCUGCUGUAUCAGUCGCGCAAGCGUGGAAUCUUGGAGUCAGACUUGCUGCUUUCCACCUUUGCUGACAAGUAUUUAGCCACCAUGACUGCCGAGGAACUUGAAGAGUACGACAAAUUGCUGGACGAACCAGACUGGGAUAUCUACUACUGGGCAACUCGCAACUUUGAUGUUACGCCGUUGCCAGAUAAAUGGCGUGAUAGCAAGAUUCUUGCGCGACUUCAGGAACUGAGCGAAAACAAGGAGAACAACGUGCUGCGGAUGCCUGAUUUGUACUGA
This is a messenger RNA of Kuraishia capsulata CBS 1993, 426 nucleotides long. RefSeq lists its product as uncharacterized. Gene Ontology annotation, cellular component: mitochondrion. Lineage: Eukaryota; Fungi; Ascomycota; Pichiomycetes; Pichiales; Pichiaceae. The coding region runs from base 1 to 426 and encodes 141 amino acids. The transcript has a single exon. Gene Ontology annotation, biological process: mitochondrial electron transport, succinate to ubiquinone; tricarboxylic acid cycle; mitochondrial respiratory chain complex II assembly. The record is from RefSeq and is a predicted model, not a curated record.